This is a messenger RNA of Leptonychotes weddellii (Weddell seal), 626 nucleotides long. The record is from RefSeq and is a predicted model, not a curated record. NCBI's taxonomy places the organism in Eukaryota, Metazoa, Chordata, Mammalia, Carnivora, Phocidae.
GCUCCGCCGGGACUCGAGACGCGCGCUCCCCGCCCCGGCCGCCCGAAAACUCCGGCCCAGCCCGCUCCCGCCUCGCUCCCGCCUCGCGCCCGCUCGCGCGCUCACACCCACACGCGCGCGCUGACACUCACACACUCGCGCACUCGCACCCCCACGCGCUCCCGCUCGGCCUCACACUCCCACGCGCUCACACUCCCACUCCUGCCCGCUUCCCUGCUGCCGCGCAGGCACCUCGCGCGAGAGCGCCGAGGGGACCCACGGCCUUUCCCAUGGCUGACCUGAGCUUCAUCGAAGAUUCCGUCGCCUUCCCGGAGAAGGAAGAGGAUGAAGAGGAAGAGGAGGAGGGGGUGGAGUGGGGCUACGAAGAAGGUGUUGAGUGGGGCUUAGUGUUUCCUGAUGCUAAUGGGGAAUACCAGUCUCCCAUUAACUUAAACUCAAGAGAAGCUAGAUAUGACCCCUCACUGCUGGAUGUCCGCCUCUCCCCAAAUUAUGUGGUCUGCCGAGACUGCGAAGUCACCAACGAUGGACAUACCAUUCAGGUUAUCCUGAAGUCAAAAUCAGGUAUAUUAGAAGAUGCUUUUGCAUGCCUUUGUAAAUUAGAAGUUCUUAUGGAGCUAUUGAAUUGA